GACUCCUCGAAUCUAGGGAUCGCCCAGGAAACCCCAAGCACGGAGGUUAGACGGGGAACCAGAAGGGAAACCACAGCCGACCCUUCCGCAGCGCUGCCAUUGCCAAGGAAACGACCAUGUGCGCGCCUGCAGAGUCACCGGCGAGUCUCCACGGGAUGCUCCCCUGUGCAUUUCCAAGCAGGCCGGGACUCCUCUCGGGCUCAACUAGGCCGACUUCAAUCCGAGCCCCACAUCCCACCCCACAGAUGCAGAAGCCUAUUUAGACGGAGACGUGCAGAACCGAGUGAAACCCCACCCCGGCCUUGCGCGUCCGGGAAAAGGACGAAGCAGCGGCUCCGGCAGGGGGCGCUGUGCGGGGUCUCUCUGCCCUGCCGGUUUUGACCCAUCCCGGCCGCCUUAGUAGGAGCUCCCGGCCCGGCAGUCUCCGAGGCUGCUCGGCCUCCGGAGGGGGGGAGGGAAAUCAGCGGAGCGGCGGCUCCCCCGAGGCCAGGCGCGUCGCCAGGGCAACCGCUUGCCCCCCUCCCCGCCAGGGAUCAUGUUCACCAGCACGGGCUCCAGCGGGCUGUAUAAAGCACCUCUGUCAAAGGGUCUAUUAAUAAUACCAAGCAUCUUCUCGCUACUGCUGGCUCUACUCUUUCAGCAUUAUCAAAAGUUCUUUACCUACAAUCUGCAAGCAGUAAAAGAGGAAUUUCAGAUUUGGAGGCUGCUCUGUGGACGAACAGUGUGUCUUGAUCUUAAAGACACUUUUUGCAGUAGUUUACUUAUCUACAACUUCAGAAUAUUUGAAAGGCGAUAUGGCAGUAGAAAAUUUUCAUCAUUUUUACUGGGUUCCUGGAUGCUAUCAGUGAUGUUUGAUUUUGUCCUGGUAGAAGCUAUUGAAUAUUCUUUUGGCCUCAACAUCAGCAGCUUGCCUUCAGGAUUCUUGGGGCCUGUAUUUGCUCUUUUUGUUCCAUUUUAUACCUCCAUUCCAAGAGUGCAAGUGACACAAAUUCUAGGACAAUUUUCCAUCACAAACAAGACGCUGGUUUAUAUAUUGGGUUUGCAGCUUUUAACCUCUGGGUCUUACAUUUGGAUUGUAGCCUUAAGUGGGCUGAUUUCUGGAAUGUGCUACAGUAGUAGUCUUUUAAAAGUGUACUGCAUACUUUGUAUUCCCUCUGGCAUAGCAAAGAUAUUUGCUCGGACUCUUGAACCAAUUUUCUCAUCGGCGGAGCCCUCUAAUGAAUUUGGAGUUGGAAUGGGAGCAACUAUUGAUAUACAGAGGCAACAGCGGAUGGAGCUACUUGAUCGACAGAUCUUGGUCUCUCAGGUUGCUCAGAUGAGGCGACAAAGACAAGGUGGAAUGGUUAAUUGGAAUCGUUUCUUUCCUCCUUUACGUCACCGACCUAAUGCAAAUUAUUUGGAUAAUCACCCAACUGUGCAGGAGGGACGGCCUCCAGCUGAAGUUUCUGAAGAACAGGUUGCACGGCUCAUGGAAAUGGGAUUUUCUCGAGUAGAUGCUUUGGAAGCUUUGAGAGCUUCUAAUAAUGACCUUAAUGUAGCCACCAACUUUCUGCUGCAGCACUGAUGAAUUGAAUACCUGCAGGGAAGAACUUAAGUUGACACGUGUCAUGUGCUUUCCAGAGGGCUGUAAACAACUGCAGGGUAGACACUUGAAUGUUUAAAUCAAGAAAAAGAAGCUGCCUCUUCACAUGCAAUAUAUUACUGCAGAAAAGAUGGCUGGCACUGGAAAUAUCUUUCCCUUGAAUGGAGUAUACUAGCCAGGUUGCACUGGAAAAGUGUUUGCAAUCAUAAACAUAUGUUAUAUAGCAAUAUUUCUUUUGCAAAAUCGGGUUUAUGUCUUGCCCCCCCCCACCCCCAAAAUCAUCAUUACAUGUUUGAUCAUUUCUGAUAACAAAGAAAAAAGUUUUUUUCUUAAAACAACUGUUUAACACCCCCCCCCCAAAAAAAGUCUUUUGUUUACAUAUAGCCAACAAAGCAACAUUUCAUUUUCUUUUUUUUUUUUUAAAUACUGCAUUUCAUUCAUCUGCUUUAUCAAAGCUUCAAGAAAUGUGCAAACUUGGCCAUGUAAUUUCAAUAAAGGGAGAAAGGACUGAAA
Messenger RNA from Pantherophis guttatus, 2095 nucleotides. It is a transcript of the gene UBAC2, whose product is annotated as UBA domain containing 2. The record is from RefSeq and is a predicted model, not a curated record. Gene Ontology annotation, molecular function: serine-type endopeptidase activity; protein binding. NCBI's taxonomy places the organism in Eukaryota, Metazoa, Chordata, Lepidosauria, Squamata, Colubridae.